This is a messenger RNA of Effrenium voratum, 1326 nucleotides long. Lineage: Eukaryota; Dinophyceae; Suessiales; Symbiodiniaceae. The record is from the annotation of a GenBank genome assembly.
AUGGAGGCGAAGCUGGGGUGGUGGGUGGACCACGCGCGCAAGGCCUUUGCCCGCAAGAAGCUGGACCAGGAGCAAGUGGACCAGCUGCAAUCCAUCCCGGGCAUGGCUCACCGCUUGCGCCGGCGAGUGAAGCCCUCGAACUGGGAGGAUGGCUAUGCCUCAGUGCAGGCCUGGGUGGCAGCUCAUGGACGCCUGCCGAAGUCCCAGGACAAUGAGAAACAGCUGGCAACAUGGCUCAGCAACUCAUGCGCGUCAGCUCGUCGUGGAGAGAUGCCACCCGAGCGCUUAGUGAAGCUGAAGCAAAUCCCGCAUUUGCGAGAACGGCUUAUCCAAUCCAACGGCUGUGGGCCUGGUGUUUGGCCGCAGCGGCUCCAGCUGUUGGGCCAUUGGCUGUCCACCAAGAAGCGCACCCCUUCGCUGCGCGGUGCCGGGGAGGAGCUGAAGCUGGCCAGAUGGCUGCACUGCAGCUUGGUGAACGCAGUGGACGGAGACUUACAACCAAAGAAGCUCUCAGAGUUGCAAGCUGCUCUGGGCGAUUUCUGGGAUGAUCUCUAUGAUCAGCGAGAUGCUCACGGGCCAUGUUCGCGGCUCCCUGAAGUUCCGUCGGCAUCGACGUGGAAGAGAGCGGCGGCUGAGCUGCGCUGCGACGCGAUGGCCAAGACGUUCCCGCGAUGCGACGUGAAGCUGAGCCUUGCGAGAGCCCUGACGACGGCGAACCGAGACGCAGAGGCGGGAGAGCCUGCAGUGCCAACUCAGGAGCAUCACGCUUUGCUGCGGGGGAGCGAGUUUCACACUGAGAAAGGAUUGGGCAUUCGACUCCGGGCCUCGGGCACGACGGUGGCUGAAUUGGAGAAGCGCGCAAGUUCCCGCUCCUUCCUGACGGAGGUGCAGGCACCGUCCGUUGGAUCCCUGGGCCAUCCAGAGUUGUGCCGGAAGCCGUGCAUUCUCCUGGCCCACGGGAAGUGCACGGAAGGUUCCAAGUGCAAGUUUUGCCACCACGCGCACCGCACCGGUGUGAAGUUUAACAAGGCGCAGCGCGAGAUUUUGAGGUCCUUGGGCGAGGCGGAGGCCCUCAAGCUGCUGCUGCCCUAUCUGCGAGUACGCGCCAAGAAGCUCCCGGAGGCGCAGGCGGAGCCUGUGAUUCAGGCGCUUGAGCAACGCCUACAGGAGCUACCGGAGGGGACACCGGUGCCAGCUAAUAGGGCUGCGCAGCUGUCCAAAACCUUGACCCAGAUGUCCUUCCGACGCCUGAUUCUGCUGUGCCGCAGCCAAGAGAUCAGCCGAGCCUUUGCUGAGCUUUUGCAAAUCUACGACGCCGACUUCUGA